AUGACCCCUGUGCGGAAGGUGGUGCGGUACGUUGGCAACGCUGGGUCAGUGCACCAUGGCGAGAGAACGCAUGUUUGUGAGGUCUGCGGAAGGGCUUUCACGCGAGGCGACAACCUCAAGCAGCACAUGCGGCAGGUACAUGCGGAAACUGUCAGCCAGGAGAUGGCAGUCGGAACGGCGUAUCAGACGUUGCAGGUCGAGGAAGCUGUCCGCGCUCAGCAAAUGCGAUCGCUCUUUGGUCAGGAAAGAGCGGACGAGAUGGCGUAUCGAGCUGGGCCCGCUGAAGAGGAUGCCCGCGCUCAGCAAGUGCAGAUGUACGAGAACCAUCAGAAUCUUGAAGAUAUGGGUAAGCUGUGA
Molecule: messenger RNA, 357 nt
Organism: Paraphaeosphaeria sporulosa
Lineage: Eukaryota; Fungi; Ascomycota; Dothideomycetes; Pleosporales; Didymosphaeriaceae
Exons: 1
Coding region: 1-357 (118 amino acids)
Source: RefSeq, a predicted model, not a curated record